AUGGUAAUUGAAAAGAAAUCAAAAGAUAAUCUAAGACAAAAUUCAAAUGCAUUAGCACCAUCAAUUCAAAUUCAAGCUGCAAGUUUAAAUAAUAGUGAUGAUGAAUCAAGCGCCAAUAAAAAAAAUUCAGAUCCUGAUUUUGUUUCUUUUCCUACAAUAGCUGAUCCAGAAACUCAUAAUGAUACAUCAAUAUCUGGUUUAAUUUCAAAGACUUUUAGAAAAGUAACUACAAAUGCAACAAAUUUAGUUCAGAAUUAUUCACCAAAACAAAAUUCAUUUCAUGCAGAUGAUGAAAUAAAAUCCACUCACAAUAUUGAUAUUACUAAAGAUUUGGAGGAAAUGAACAAUGAUACCAUCGCUCAAAUCAAGGAUAUUCCAAAAGUUGAUAACACUGGAGAUACAAAAUCAAUUACAUCCACAGUUAAAAGUGUUCAUAAUACUGGUACCAAAGAAAAUAAAGAAUCCAAAUUUCCUAUGAGGCAUCAAAAACUAGAUUCUAUUACCUCAGAAAUUGACAUCAAAUCAAAACAACCAAGUGUUGAUGGGGAUAAAAUUCACCUACAACAACAAAGAUCAAAACUGAAUCAAGAUAAUUCACUGAUAGAUCUGUCCGCCAUAAGUGUCAACAAGAUUCGUAAAACUUUAUCGGAAGAUCAACCAAAAGUCUCAUCAGAUCAUAGAUCAUUACGUUUAUCUACACUACAGUUUCCAAGAAUUCAAACCCCAAACCCAAGUACUACGAGUUCAGUAGUUAAUGUUAAUGCUCAAGCCACCGUGGAUUCAUACGACUUAAAUGGAGAUGGCUUCAACCAAAAAAUUAACAAAAAGAAAAAUGAGCCACUACGAAGUAAAUCAUUAACUAGUAAAAUUUCAACUAUAUUUAACAACUUACCAAAUGAUAUAGAAUUAUCAGAUGAUUCAGCUUCAGAUCUGGACAAUAUGCAACAAACCAACACAGAAGCUUCUUCUCAAAUAACCAAAGAUGACGGAGAACCAUUUCCCAGUUCAACUAAAAACAACAGCUCCAUGCAACUUCAAUAUGAUUUAGCAUCACUUUAUGGAGAAACAAUUAGUAAACCAUCACCAGUUCAAGUCUCCAGCAAAAGAAAAUCAAUUGCAUCUUUACAUCUCAGUGAAUCACCAACAGUCACAUCUUUCCAUGCUAUACAAAAUAAAGAUCUUAAUGCAUCCAAAAAGAAAUCUUCAAAUUUUUCAACAUUAUUUUUAGAUAAUGCUAAAACCAUAAUUAAUCAAAACAUUGGCGCUGUAACAUCAUCUGCUUCAUCAAUAGUGGCAGCUAAAAAGAAGAAGAAAAAACCUAAAAAAGUUUCUGCAAAUCCUUUAAAAAAUGGUGGAAUACCCAAAAAAUACUGGAUGAAUGAUGCAUUUGUAUCAGAUUGUUUAAAUUGUUUUAAACCUUUCACUGCUUUUAGAAGAAAACAUCAUUGUCGAUUUUGUGGUCAAAUUUUUUGUUCUGAUUGUACGAUGUUCAUAUCAUAUACUCAACAUAAAGAUGAAAGAAAUAAUGUAGUUGUUAAAAAGCCAUAUAAUGAUAAAUUAAGAGUUUGUAAACCUUGCUAUAGUGACGUUAUCAUAUAUUUGAGUGAUGAUUCUUCAGGUUCAGACUCAGAUAAUGAAAAUGAUAAAACAAUUGAAGAAGAUGAUCAUAGUCGAAUUAAAAAUGAAGAUCUUUUAGUGCCCAACCAUCCACUUUCAAGAAUAAGGUCAAUGUCUACCAGUUCAUAUAAAGACUCAAAUAAUAACUCAAAUGCACCACCAGAAUCGGUAAAUUCAAGACCUAGUGAACAUGGGUCAAUCAGUGAUUCACCAUCUCGUGACAACAGUCAUUUCAUUUAUCCAGAUGAAUCCAUUAAAACAAAUCCAAAACAAGCUCCUCGUAUGGCAAUUCCAACAACAAGAGCUGGUGAAUCAGUAGAAAUUCCACUAACUAGAAAUUCUUUGAGUAAUGGUAAUCUUAUGAGACACCCAAUAAAUAAAUAUAGUUCAAGUUUUAAAGUUGAUACACUAGCUCAAAGAAGUACACCUCAAACUAAUCAUGUGGUAGGAGCACCAGUAACUCCAAUAAAUCACCAUUUUAGUAACAAUGCUCAUACAUUUGGUCAAAAUUCAAGGAAAAGUAACACCAAUUCUUCAAGUGGUAAAAAACCAGAUAUAUUAUCCAAUCACAGUUUUGAAAAUAUCAACUCCUUUUAUAAUAGUUAUGUUGGUAGGAAACCAUCAUUUAAAUUGAGAUCACAUUCAGAGAAAAGACAUAACAUAAAUGAACAAUUUGCUUAUAGAAAUGAAGAUGAAGAGGCAGAUGUUGAAGAUUCAAGUGAGAGUGAGAGUGAAAAUGAGGAAAUUAAUAGAACUAGGGGUAGAGGUAGAGAUCAAAGUGAUGAAGAGGAUGAAAGGGCAAUGUCGGUUUAUUCUUCACUUAAUGAUCAAAAUUUAUAUUCAUCUACGCCAAUAGGACCAAAUGGAAGUCAUUUAUAUAACUCUUCUUUGACAGUUCCAACAUUAGGUGAGUUUCCAUCUAUAAAAACCAAAUUUGCCGAUUCAAGAGGUCCCACCUCUCAAUACUCAAAUAUAUUUAACGGCAGCAAUGUUGGGUUUAAUGACUCAGCUAGACCAGAAACUUUAAGAUCAAGAGCAAGAGCAAAUGCUUCUUUACAAAGAAUGAGAUCUAGGAGACAGAGUAAAGCCACGAGAAAUGUACUGAUUCUAACUCAAAAUAUUUAUAGAUUACCGAGUUUGGAUUCACCAGUCCAAAAAAGUUUAACCACAAAUUUAUCACCAAUUUCCUCGCCAUCUUCACCAAUACCUGAAAGAGUAACUAGAUCAAAUUUGACAACUGCAAUCACUGGAAAUGAUGAAGAUUCUGGAUCAGACAUCAAUAGUGAAGAAUCAGGUCCUUCAGAAUCUGAAUUAUCACCUAUUGGACCAAAAAUAUCUACAAGCACUGCUUUAGAAGCCAAUGAUAAGCAAAAUGAUAAUGACAUAGAUUAUUUUUCAUACCAUCAACAACAACAACCUAAGUCAGAAGAAGAUUCACUGCAACAUAAUAAACAUCAAAUUGAUCAAGACUUGUUAUAUGAUGGACAUUUUUCAGGUUUAUUAAAGCAAUCAUUGGAUGAUUGUAAUGUGACUGAAAAUUCUGAUUUGUGGAUGUCAGUACUCACAAAAAUAUUAAAAGAAAUCAAUUACAUCAAAGUCACUGAUACAUUGGACAUUCGUCAAUAUGUUAAAAUUAAGAAAAUUCUAGGAGGUAAAAUAGAUCAGACUGAAGUAAUUGAUGGACUUUUUAUGACAAAUGAUGUGGAUUCUAAAAAAAUGGCUUCUGAUAUAAAAAAUCCAAGAAUUGCAUUACUUAUGUUCCCGAUCGAAUAUUUAAAACAAAGAGAACAAUUUAUAAGUUUAAGAAUCAUUCAUGCACAACAAUCAGUUUAUAUCACAAAUUUGGUUUCAAAAUUAGUUUCUUUAGAGCCUGAUAUUGUUGUAGUGGGUGAUACAGUCUGUGGGUUUGCGGAAAAACUAUUAGAAGAUGCAGGAAUUACAACAAUAUCAAAUGUAAAACCUCAAGUGAUAGAACGUAUUUCCAGAUAUACAAACGCAGAUAUUUUCCAGUCAGUUAAUGAUUUAUUUUUCAAGAAGGGGAACUUAGGUGUCUGUGAUGAAUUUAAAGUAAGAAGGUUUAAAUACGGUAACAAAACUAAAACUUUUACAUUUUUCACUGGUACAAAUAAGCAAAUGGGUUUUACAAUUUCUUUAAGAGGUGGAAAUGAAGAACUUUUGGAGAGUAUUAAAUAUGCGGCUGAAUCGUUAAUGCCGGGUUAUUUAAACGCAAGAUUUGAGAAAAGUUUAUUCAAUAAUAUGUUAUUAUCAUCUAUUAAAGCCGCUAAGGGCAAAGAAUUAAUUGAUAUUAAUGAAAAGACUGGAAAGUUACAAAAUGAUGAUCAAUUUAAUGCAAUCGAACCAAAGUUGGAUUAUAACGAGGUAAUUAAAUAUCUUGAUUCAUUCAACACUAGAAAAAUUAGCUCAUCUCCUUGUGUGCAAUUUAAUUUGCCAGUUCCAUUGGUCAAUGUCAUUGAAUCAUAUGUCAAAUACUUCAACUACUAUAAAACCAAUGCACGCAUUCAAGAGCUCACUACAACAGAAGAAAUAAACCCAAUAUGGAAAGAUCAAUUGAAAAUCACUUAUGAAGCUACUGAAUUACCAGCAAAAGAUACAGACUUGAUAAAAAUUUUGAGGUGCUCAAGUGAAUCUCAUUUGAACUUUUUGCUUUUGGAUUAUCAACUACGCUCUCGUAUUUGGUCAAAUUGUUUGAAGUAUACUUCUUAUCAAUUAUACCCAAUUUAUCACAGAAACAUUCAUAUACUACAUUCUACGGUAUCAAUUAAACAUGCUACACCUUGUACCGGACCAAAUAUUGUAGUGGUCGAUUAUUAUACUGAUAAUGAUAAAUGUUUAGGACUAUUUUUAGAUCAAAUUUUCUAUGAUAGUCAUAAGACUUGUAUUGAGUGUGGAGAAUUAUUAUUGGAUCACUACAAGAGUUAUGUUCAUGGAAAUGCAAAAAUUGAUUUAAUUACAGAGAAAUAUGACAUUAGAUUUAAUAGCACACAUGGUGAUGAACAUCAAGGUAAGAAUCAAAGAGUUAUGUGGAGUUAUUGUAAAGAUUGUAAUUAUAUAACACCAAUUAUGGCCAUGAGUGAUGAUACUUAUUAUAUGUCUAUUGGUAAGUACUUUGAAUUAAUUUUUUAUGGUCAAGAUACACAUGGUGGUUGUCAACAUGAUUUUUUCAAGUCAUAUGUCAAAUGUUUUGCAUUCAAUGAUUUGGUUGUUAGAUUGGAAUAUUCAAAAAUUGAUAACUAUGAAAUAAUUGUUCCUAAAAAGCAAUUGGAAUUCAUUACUGAUAUUGAUAUAGACUUGAAAUUGGAAUCGUACAAAACAAUAAAGACAAAAGCACAAACUUUUUUUGAUUCAAUAAUGAAAAGACUUAAUAGAGUUAAAUUGGAUACUUUUGUAAAAGCAAAAGAUGGUAACAAAAGAAUCAAGGAAUUAAAAGAAAAAUUAGCUAAUGACUCCAAACAAAUUUUUGCGAAAUUACAAAAAAUUUAUGAAGAAGUUAAGGUUACUAAUUAUUUACCUUUGAAUGUUGUGUAUAAAGAUUUACAGAAACUCGGGAUAUAUUGGGAUACUGAAUUUCAAGAAUUUGAGAAAAAAUAUUUACCAAGUGAAAACGAAGUUAAUAAAAUCACUCAAUUCCAUUUAAGAAAAUUUUUAAUGGAUAAAUAUAUUGAUGAUAAAGAAGUUGUGGAGAAUGAUGAUGAUAUUUGCGCUGACGAAGAAGAAGAAGUAGAGGAGGAGAAACAAAGAGACAAUCAAUAUGUUAAAGAACCAAGUCAUAGGUUUGAGAAUCCAGAUAAUGAAGAUCCAAGCAACGAGCAUGAUGAAGGACAAAAACUUCUUGAAUUACCAGAGUUUGUUCCCCACAAACCUCGAGAAAUGCUCGAAGGUCGACAAUCAGAUUCAUCUUUAGAAUUUAAAAUGUUUCCUGCUAAUUCAUUAUACGAGCACAAUUCUAAAAUAUCGGAUAGAAUACAUAAAUGGGAACAAAAUGCACAAGAUGUGGUUGGUAGUGGUAAUACAUCUGCGUCAGAAAUUAAAUCAUUAAGCCACAGAGGCUCAGACAGCUCCUUGAAGUCCAUGAAUACUGUUAUUCCAUCUCAAAAUAAAGUUAUUCAUUUAGCAAAUUUUUUCGAUAAAAUGUAUUAUGAUCAAAUUUCAUUAGAAUUUUCAAAACAAAGGGAAGUUGAGUUGAAAAAAAAAUCUAAAAUCAAAGCACAACCAAUCUUGGAUAGUAAACCAAUUGUUGAAAUCUACAAUAAGAUUGAGGAUGUUGUUGGUGGAUCUCAAGUUCCUCAAAAUGACAAUCUGAAAAGCACUAGCACUGCUGAAUUGAAAAAGUCUCUAGAUGGUGAGCAACAUGAAAAAGAAAAUCUCAACAUUGCUAAAAAUAAACAAUUAGAUAUUCCUGAAAAACAAUCAUUAUUAAAAUCAUUGACCAAUUUUUGGGCUGAUAGAUCAGCGACAUUAUGGGAUCCAUUAGCUUAUCCAUUGGAAAGUCAUGAACAUACAUUUGCUGAUUCAGAUGUCGUAGUAAGAGAAGAUGAACCAAGUUCUUUAGUUGCAUUUUGUUUAAGUUCAAAUGAUUACAAGCAAAAAAUCAAAACUUCAUUCGGUAAAAAUAUUGAGGUAUCAUCCACUACAGGUAGUGGUAACGAAUCUGAGUGUACUUAUACAUCUUCAUCAACAAAAGUGAAAUCAGAUAGUAACAAUAAUCGUCUUUCGUCUGAGAAUCACUUAAAUACUCCAAAUUUAAAUCAAGUGAUUGAAGAAACUGAACCUGAAAAUUCAGAAGACGACUAUAGAACCGAUGAUGCAAGAAAUUCAAAAGCAGACUCUGAUAAACAACAAGAUAAUUACAAAAAGGAGUUCUCUUUUGGUUUGAAUUCAAGUAAUCAGAAAAAGGCUCAACAAUUUAGCAAAAUAGAAAAGAAGUUCAAAACCAAAAGAAAUACCAAUUUAAAAGAUAACAAACAACAAAAUCAAUAUGAGUUUAUUUUGGAUAAGAAAAAAUCCAAUCACUUAAAAUAUCAAUUUUUUGAUGGACAAACCAAUUUAUCUUGUAAAAUUUUUUAUAGUGAACAAUUUGAAGCAUUAAGAGAAAUUUGUGGGGUUAACGAAAAUUUCAUUCAAUCAUUGAGUAGAUGUAUUAAAUGGCAAUCUAGUGGUGGUAAAAGUGGAUCAAGUUUCUUAAAGACUUUGGAUAAUCGUUAUAUUGUUAAAGAAUUAAGUAAAAGUGAAUUGGAAUCAUUUGUUUCAAUUGCACCAUUUUACUUCAAGUAUAUUAAUCAAUCAAUGUUCUAUACUUUAACUACAGCAAUAGCCAAGAUUUUUGGAUUUUAUCAAGUUGAAAUUAAGAAUAGCAAUGGUAAAAAUUUCAAAAUGGAUUUUUUAAUUAUGGAGAAUCUAUUUUACAAUCAUAAAACUACCCGUAUUUUUGAUUUAAAAGGUUCAAUGAGAAAUAGACAUGUUCAACAAACUGGGAAGGAAAAUGAAGUUUUACUUGAUGAAAAUAUGAUUGAAUAUAUUUAUGAAUCACCAGUAUUUGUAAGAGAACAACUGAAGAAAUUAUUACGCGGUUGUUUAUUCAAUGAUACUUCAUUUUUAUCAGCAAUGGAUGUAAUGGAUUAUUCAUUAGUUAUUGGAAUUGAUGAUAUGCUGAAAAAAUUAUAUAUUGGUAUUAUAGAUUGGCUAAGAACUUUUACUUGGGAUAAAAAAGUUGAAAAUUGGGUUAAAGGAAAUAAUUUAUUAGGUGUUGGUGGUAAUAGAAAAGGUAAAGAUCCUACAAUUGUUACUCCUAAACAAUAUAGAAUUAGAUUUCGUGAAGCUAUGGAAAGGUACAUUUUGGAGGUACCAGAUAUUUGGUACGAAGGUACAAAGUAA
Lodderomyces jiufengensis is the source of this 7509-nucleotide messenger RNA. RefSeq names its product 1-phosphatidylinositol-3-phosphate 5-kinase (gene FAB1). The record is from RefSeq and is a predicted model, not a curated record. The transcript has a single exon. NCBI's taxonomy places the organism in Eukaryota, Fungi, Ascomycota, Pichiomycetes, Serinales, Debaryomycetaceae. Gene Ontology annotation, biological process: phosphatidylinositol phosphate biosynthetic process. Gene Ontology annotation, cellular component: fungal-type vacuole membrane; endosome membrane. The coding region runs from base 1 to 7509 and encodes 2502 amino acids. Gene Ontology annotation, molecular function: ATP binding; 1-phosphatidylinositol-3-phosphate 5-kinase activity; metal ion binding.